CCAAGCAGGAAAAGGACCGAGUGAAGCAAAUUUUGUUGAUAUAGCUAUUACGUGAACUAGAUGCCAAAGAAAAACGAUUGGCAGAAAUGCAUACUGAUUAUGAAUGUCAGAUAUCAGCUUUACAUUCAAAAAUCGAGUAUGACAAAGCCGACUUUGAGAAAAGAAUGGAAGAGAUCGAAAACGACUUCAGAGACAAACUACAGGUCGAACAGAGGAAUUGUGAUCGGCGUAUGAGCACUUUAUUUCAACGUAUGGAAGAAAAAGAUGAAGAGAUUUCACAGCUCGUAAUGCAACAAAAACAAUUGGCAGAGACUGCUUCAUCAAACUCCCCUGAUAAUGACACCGCUUAUCCACGGCUCCCAUUGUCAAUCGAUCUUGGCAAAACGGACAAGAACAGUGAUACUGUUCAGGCAAAAGACGAACGUGACUAUAUUGAGUUGCAAAGCGUAAUCGAACAACUUAAAAAUCAACAGGCCCAAGCGGACGAUACGAUCUGUCAGCUGCAACAAGAAAUAAAAAGUUACCAGAACAAGCUCAACAAACAGAGCACUAAUACGGAACUGACAGAAAGUCGCUUACAACAGCUUUUUAUGGACGAAAACACACAGAAGAUGAUGCAUGCAGAAGCUCGUGUAGAGAAUCUCAAAUCUGAACAGGAGCAAACUAUUCAAGAGCUGGAAGAAGUACAUAAAAGUGAGAAAAGAGUUUUGAAAAUACAGUACGAAACGCAAUUAGAUCAGAUCACAAAAGCGCAACGACAACAAUUGCAAAAGCAGUUGACAGAAUUGGAGGAUGAGAGAGACAGAUUAAGAAAAGAGAAUAAUCUGUUAAAGAAGGAAAGCGAAACGUUGCAAAAGCAAAAUACAGAUUACCGUAAAUGCGCAAAAGAAUCAACCCAAACGCAGAAAGAACUACACACCCAAGAAAAUAAACAAGCAAUCAUACUCGCAAAGGAGCUGCUGUCUAUUCUAUCCGGUAAUGAGAGCGAAGACGAUUCGGCGUCACUCUCAAAUAUGCUGAGAAAGGUAAUAAGGUCAGCUACAAUGUUACAGUACAGGAGCGGCGGAACAGCUGAUCAGUAUGGUGAAAACAAAAGUUACGACGACCAUUAUUACUACUAGAAUAUAUGUUUUAUCGUCAUUUGGACGGGAACAUGUACUUUUCAUUCAUUCAUUCGUAUUACAAUUAUCGAUCAUCUAGAAACAUCAGCUAGGCACUCCUGUGGAGAUCUCAGAGCCUACGCUGUUUUUUCUUGACGAUUUAAAAUCAUUACACCAUUAGCUAAUCAUUAUUUAUUAAGCAUUUAUUCAUUCACAAAAGAUAUUAUAAGUCAUAAUGCUAUUCACUUAUUGUAAAUAUAAAGCGUGUAUCAUAGCAUACAUUAUACAGAUACAUUGAAGGUUCCAUUAAAUAGGUGCUCCUUCGUAAGAAGCUACUUUCUC
Molecule: messenger RNA, 1442 nt
Organism: Mycotypha africana
Lineage: Eukaryota; Fungi; Mucoromycota; Mucoromycetes; Mucorales; Mycotyphaceae
Exons: 5
Coding region: 87-1121 (344 amino acids)
Source: RefSeq, a predicted model, not a curated record